AUGGUCAAAGCUGGGAAAAGCGCUCGCAAAGCCCACCGAAGCUUCGCCAAUUACAAGACCAAAAUGAUUGCUUUCCGGCGUCCAGACGGAACAGUUACAGCGUCUAGAAAUGCAAUAGAGAAAAUCAUUCACGAAUACUACUCGGAUCUCUUCCUUAACCACGUCCACCUUCCGUCAUAUGAAAUAAAGGAGGAUAGAUAUGUUGUACCACCGGUUCUCCCUUCCGAAAUCCGAUAUGCCAUUUUGUCGGUGAAAAACCGAGCAGCACCAGAUGACACCGUCCUUAUAACACCAGACAUUAACCUAGCGGAACGAAUGCUUGCCGACUUUGAUAAAGCCUGUGGAAAGAUUGGUCUUCCACUAAAUCUCCCAGAAACGAUGUUCACGAGGAGCGGAUUGGUUUCGUAUGCCCCAUUCACGCUCAACGGAACGAAUAUCUCCGAACGGUCCAGUUAUGUCUAUCUAGGUCGGGAAAUCGAUAGGAUGAGCGAUUUAGCUCCAGAGUUGAGCAGAAGUAAACAAGAGGCUUGUGGAGCUUUCAAGAGCAUCGGGGAUACAGUGAAGAGAACAAGAAGCGCCCGACUCCGUGCCCAUCUUUUUGACACCUGCCUUAACGUAUGCAUGAGAAACCUGGUCGCUGAGUAA
Messenger RNA from Angiostrongylus costaricensis, 645 nucleotides. Lineage: Eukaryota; Metazoa; Nematoda; Chromadorea; Rhabditida; Metastrongylidae. The record is from the annotation of a GenBank genome assembly.